CGUAAAGCAUUUUUUUAAACCAUCAGUCAUGGCUGCGCUGGAGACGGUGCCGAAGGAUCUGAGGCAUUUGCGAGCUUGUCUUCUUUGUUCAUUGGUUAAGACCAUCGAUCAAUUUGAGUAUGACGGUUGUGAUAACUGCGAUGCCUAUCUGCAAAUGAAGGGAAAUCGAGAGAUGGUGUAUGACUGCACCAGUUCUUCUUUUGAUGGGAUUAUAGCAAUGAUGAGUCCUGAAGACAGCUGGGUGUCUAAAUGGCAACGGAUCAGUAAUUUUAAGCCAGGUAUCUAUGCAGUAUCAGUGACUGGACGGUUACCCCAGGGUAUUGUGAGGGAACUGAAAAGUCGAGGUGUUAUCUACAAAUCAAGAGACACUGCUAUCAAAUCUUAAUGCCUUCAUUGUGCAUCCUGUCUAAUGUCUACAAUUGGGAUUCCCCUUCUAUUUCUGACUGGAAACAUUUGUAUCAAUCUCAAUUGAAAUAUGUUUUGAUAUAUUGGUGUGGCGUAGCAUCCAAAUCUGUUAUGUUUAUAGACACAGUCCAAAGAAGUUAAUUGGAGAAUCUAAAUUCCGCAGACGUGGUUCAUCUUGGUUAAGGUAAACAUUUAUCUACAAGGUAAAGGAUAAAAUGUUGUUUUUAUCCAUCACUAAGUCUAAUGUGAUUGUUUUGUGAAAUUUAGAAUAAAGUACUGCUAGAUGCAGAACAGAUGUCAGUGCAAAUUUAGAUACUUUAAGGUAAAAUAGUUUUUGAAAGGAGGAGGAAAAGUAUUGAAACACUUUUUUUAGAACCAAUAGAAUGGCUGAUACUAACUUCAAAUGUUAAAAGUGUCUUGCUAUCUUCUCAAGCAAUUCUUAAGGAUUGAUGCUUACUUGCCUGUACACCAGUUCAUGUGCUCCAUCAACGGGGAUGAUGCAAGGAAAAAUGGAAUGUAUGGUGGGGAGAGGACCAAGGGUAAUGUGGGAGUAUCAGUGAAUGGGACUGAUCAACAUGAUAGUUGGACCAGGAGCACUAGUUGAGGUUAGUCUUGGCAUAUGGAGUAGUAUUGCUUGUCAGAAUUCAGCAUAUUUGGCACUAGACUGUAUUCUGAGAGUAUAGCCUUUUUGGUGGGAGGGAUGGGAUUGCUGGAUUUAAUUGGAAAGUAGGCUUGGCAGUGUUGUAGCAGAAGAAAUGCAAUAGCUUGUCAGGGAUGGAUUUGAUGUUGAGUGACAAUAACCUUGGUUGGGGUGGAAUUCUUGGAUGGUUGUGUAUCUGUUAGGAUUGGCUUUAAAUGAGUGACAUUUUAAUUUUUUUUCCAGUGUUUGGGUAGCCCCAGAGUAUUUCUAGGGUGGAUAAUCCCAAAGGCAGUUAAGUAUUGACCUAACUGAAUCUUCAGCAACAACCUGCAAGAUGAUCUGCCAGGCUAGACUCCCCAUUUAGUCAUCCUUUAAAAGCCUGCUUUUGUAAGUGCCCUAUAAUGCUGGAGACUCUGUAAGUGUUUGGACAUUAUUGAAGUGACAUCCAGAUACCUGCUGGUUGUGAUGGCAUUUGAAAUACAAGGAAUAGAAAUUGCUGAUUUUAAACAC
Mobula hypostoma (lesser devil ray) is the source of this 1555-nucleotide messenger RNA. RefSeq names its product SPT4 homolog, DSIF elongation factor subunit (gene supt4h1). The record is from RefSeq and is a predicted model, not a curated record. Bases 29 to 385 code for a protein of 118 amino acids. Gene Ontology annotation, molecular function: zinc ion binding; RNA polymerase II complex binding. Gene Ontology annotation, cellular component: DSIF complex; nucleus. Gene Ontology annotation, biological process: regulation of transcription elongation by RNA polymerase II; transcription elongation-coupled chromatin remodeling. Lineage: Eukaryota; Metazoa; Chordata; Chondrichthyes; Myliobatiformes; Myliobatidae. The transcript is spliced from 5 exons.